Molecule: messenger RNA, 819 nt
Organism: Pongo pygmaeus (Bornean orangutan)
Lineage: Eukaryota; Metazoa; Chordata; Mammalia; Primates; Hominidae
Product: prohibitin 1-like
Exons: 1
Coding region: 1-819 (272 amino acids)
Biological process (GO): mitochondrion organization
Cellular component (GO): membrane; mitochondrion
Source: RefSeq, a predicted model, not a curated record
AUGGCUGCCAAAAUGUUUGAGUUCAUCGGCAAGUUUGGCCUGGCCUUAGCUGUUGCAGGAGGCGUGGUGAACUCUGCCUUAUGUAGUGUGGACGCUGGGCACAGAGCUGUCGUAUUUGAACGAUUCCAUGGAGUACGGGACAUUGUGGUAGGGAAAGGGACUCACUUUCUCAUCCCAUGGUUACAGAAAUCAAUGAUCUUUGACUGCCGUUCUCAACCAUGUAAUGUGCCAGUCAUCACUGGUAGCAAAGAUUUACAGAAUGUCAACAUCACACUGCGCAUCAUCUUCCGGCCCGUCGCUAGCCAGCUUCCUCACAUCUUCACCAGCAUCGGAGAGGACCAUCAUGAGCGUGUGCCGCCGUCCAUCACGAACAAGAUCCUCAAGUCAGUGGUGGCUCGCUUUGAAGCUGGAGAUCUAAUCACCCAGAGAGAGCAGAUCUCCAGGCAGGUGAGCGAUGACCUUACGGAGCGAGCAGACACCUUUGGGCUCAUCCUGGACGACGUGUCCUUGACAUAUCUGACCCUCGGGAAGGAGUUCAUAGAAGCGGUGGAAGCCAAACAGAUAGCUCAGCAGGAAGCAGAGAGGGCCAGAUUUGUGGUGGAAAAGGCUGAGCAGCAGAAAAAGGCGGCCAUCAUCUCUGCUGAGGGCGACUCCAAGGUUGCCGAGCUGAUCACCAACUCACUGGCCACAGCAGGGGAUGCCCUGAUCGAGCUGCGCAAGCUGGAAGCUGUGGAGGACAUCACCUACCAGCUUUUACGCUCUCGGAACAUCACCUAUCUGCGGGCGGGGCAGUCCAUGCCCCUGCAGCUGCCCCGGUGA